AUGGCAGGUUCUGUGUCACAGUCUGGACCAGGACGGAAAGGUGAGACCAAAGACACAAAGGUGGGUGCUGAAGCCUCUGUCUCCGCUGCUGCAGCCCUCAGACCUUUCGCACCAUCGCCCGGCCCCCCCCAGGUCGACGCCCCCGACCCGGACUCCGACGACUCGGUCUUCACCUCCGACGGCAUCUCAGUCGGUCGCAGCCAUUCGUCGGUGUUUGUCUCCUCCCGUCAGGUUGAAACUCCUGUAGAUGUGGUGGUCCAGGCCCGGCAGGUCGCCGUCUCACAGGACGGGGGCAGCUACCAGCGACGAGUGGCACCCCCAGCAGCCCCAGCAAUCCCAGCAGCCCCUGCAGCAGCUCCGGCUUCCCACUGCGGCUUCUACUCGUUCGUGGAGGAACCGACGAGUCCAGAAGCUGAGCGGAACGAGGCGUGGAUGGUUUCGCCGCAACGUCAGGCCAAGCUGGCGACUCUGAAGGAGGAGAAGGACUUCAACUCCAGACCUCAUCCAGCAACCGGAAACCAGAGGAGUCUGUUCCAGGACAGCAACGGAGACUCCCGCUACAAAGUGAACCGGAGAACGGCGUGGAAGUGGUUGGACCGAGAAGAGGAGACGCAGCUUCGGCAGAUAAUCCGCAGCCAAGCGCCGAAGAAGAACCCGAUAUCUGAUGAGAAUCUGGACUCGAGUAGGUCUACUAAACAGACUGACGAAGGUCUCAGUCUGUCCUACGGUCCUGUCCACUCCAAACCUGAAGCUCCUCGUCCAGCUGAAUCUGGGACCAUCAACCAGGAGCAGAUCAACUUCAACGCGGCACGGCAACAGUUUGUGAAGAUGGAGCAGGAAAAGCGCAACGCGAUCAUCCAACCUCUGAGGAUCAAAUCACACCUGAGCUCGUCGCUGCUGCCACGUGGUGAAGUUUCGUCGCGGCGGCAGGUGGAAGCAGACGACGCAUCGAGGAAGGUGACGGUCUAUCCGGCCGAGGAGAGUCUGAGCCGACAGAGCAGUGUGUUCGACGACCUGGACUCCUGUCUGGAUGUAGGCGGAGGAUACAACAGCGACGAAGGGUUAUCAGCUGAGAAGACCCAGACCGAGAACCCCGUGGAAAAAGAAAUCAGGUUGGCUCAGGAGCGUGAGGAGGUCCUGCGACGCUCACGAGGUCUGAAGCACAACAGAGAAGAGAUGGUCCAGAUCAAAACCAGACGUUUGACGCUGACGCCCGUCAAAGUCAAAGACAAGAGCAGAGUGAGUUUGCAUGUUCCAGCAGGAGAACAAGAGGAAGGAGGACCUUCAGGAGGCCAGAUCUGUCUUCUUCCAGUUCUGCGACAGUCCAGUCGAGAUCCUCCACAUGAUGAGGUGGACAUGGACCUGAAGACAGAGGACAGACCCAGAUCUGAGUCCGGGGACGGAGACGCCUUCCCACUGCCCUGCUGUCCUCACCGACACCCUGAAGGCACUGAUUCCUCCUUCAACUCCAGGGUCCUGGCCAGAACCACCUCCUCUUCCUCCUCGUCCUCGUCCACCUACUCAAUGCCAACUUCGGCCACGCCUCAGUCCUGGAGGGAGACCCUGGAGACCACCGGCCUCCAGUCCAGAACCCAGGGAGGUCUGGACUUCAUUGAGAAGGAGAUCGAGGAGGACCUGAGGAUGGAGCAGGAGCUGAGAGAGCUGAGGGAGUCCAGGGAGGAGGACCAGCCAGGCACCUCCUCACCUGCUCCUCUGGUGGAACAGGCCAACAAGAUGGUGAUCAGCCAGUUCUACCCCCCCAUAAACCCGAACCCAGUCUGUCCUGGUCGUCCCCCCCGGCCCGUGGCCCGUCAGCCCUCCGUCGCCUUGGUAACGGCUCAGCCCUGGUCCCCCUCACUGUCCCCGUCCUCUCCUCGCCCCUCCCCCUGCCCCUCCCCCUGGUCCGCCUCACUUCCUGUCCGAGGUCUGACUGAGACUCUGUUGCAGGACUUUGAGGACAGACGAGCGAAGCUGAAGUUGGAAGACAGCGCGUACGCAGGAAUCCAGCCCAUAGAUGACGUCAACAAUGAGGUGGUGGAAUCCACUCGUGUCGUCCGACAUAAGAACCAACGCGCCCUCCAAUGGGAGGCUGGCGUCUUCGCCAACCAGCAGGACCAGUGACUCCGCCCCCACACCUGCAGAGGGCGCUGUGGCGCUGCUGCUUCACUGUCCACCUCCAUCAGAUUUUUCUUCUUUUUGCUCAGUUUAAAAUGGUUUUAAAACCGAGCAUCAGUCCAGGAAAAGGGCUUCUGUGAUUGGCCUCUCAGAUGGAAACCCCUCCCCUCGUCCAAUCACCUUCCAGCUGCUGUUUCAGAUUCACGUAGAACACGAACCGAGGCUGAAACUGUGUGUUUGAUGUGACGGACAGAGCAGAACAGGAAGUGAUGGUUGACUUCAUGAUUUCAAAUGUAUGAAACUGAAAGUGACACGUAGAAUAAAAAUAAAACUUUUUCAAACUG
This is a messenger RNA of Sphaeramia orbicularis (orbiculate cardinalfish), 2459 nucleotides long. RefSeq names its product mitotic spindle positioning (gene misp). NCBI's taxonomy places the organism in Eukaryota, Metazoa, Chordata, Actinopteri, Kurtiformes, Apogonidae. The record is from RefSeq and is a predicted model, not a curated record.